UGAACUUUUGAAAGCUUCAGCUAACCUCUGAAGAAAUGGACACGAGCACCGCGCCCACCCGCCCAGGUGGUGCUGUGGAUAAUGACAUCAUCCAAGUAGGUGGCAGCGUAUGCAGCGUGUGGACGCAGCACUCGAUCCAUGAGACGUUGGAACAUGGCCGUGGCACUAAACAAGCCAAAUGGAAGCGUAGUAAAUUGGUAUAACCCAUACGGAGUGGAGAAAGCAGUUUUUUUUCUUGGACUCUGACAACAGAGGAAUCUGCCAAUAACACUUAGUCAAAUCCUCCCCGGAGGAGUCUAGAUUCGGUGAACUGUCAGGUCAGUCCGGCUUGGCAGGGGGGAGCAAACUGCUCUGAGAAUGGCGAUGCAAUGAAGGUCAAUGGCUCCUGUGCCCCCACCCUCUCUGUCCCACUGACUGUAGUACACAAGGGGCGGUCACUUCUCUCGGUACACUCUGCAUGGACGGAAGGCUGCUGGUUGACUGAUCCUGCAAGAACUGCAACCCAAGACCCGACAUGGCAUCUUUGAUUGCACUCAACAACGGAGCGAAGAUCCCGAUGCUGGGCAUAGGAACCUGGCGGGCAGACCAGGGUAAGGCCACUGAGGUCAUUAGGCUGGCGAUAAGAGCCGGUUACAGGCACAUCGAUGGUGCUCACGUGUACCAGAACGAAGAAGAUGUCGGGGUUGGAAUUCGUGCCGCAAUUGACGAAGGAGCAGUUAAGAGGGAGGAUCUAUUCAUUGUCAGCAAGUUGUGGUGCACCUUCCACAUUCCAUCUCUGGUGAGGGGAGCCUGCGAAAGGACACUUAAGGACCUGAAACUGGACUUUUUGGACCUAUACCUCAUGCAUUUCCCAUAUGGAGCCAAACCAGGCGAUGAGCUUUUUCCACUUGAUGAAAAUCAACAGCUCAUUUCCGACGGCAGCAACUUCUUGGACACUUGGGAGGCCAUGGAAGAGCUGGUGGACGCUGGAUUGGUCAAGGCUAUUGGCAUCUCCAACUUCAACAAAGACCAAAUCGAUGCCAUACUCAACAAGCCGGGCCUCAAGUACAAGCCGGCUAACAACCAGAUUGAGUGCCACCCAUACUUGACCCAGGAGAAGCUGAUCAACUACUGCCACUCGAAGGGCAUCUCAGUGACCGCGUACAGCCCCCUGGGCUCCCCCGACCGACCCUGGGUUUCUUCGGAUGACCCCUCCCUGCUGGAGGAACCGAAGAUCAAGGCUAUAGCAGACAAGCACAACAAGACCCCAGCACAGGUUCUCCUCAGGUUCCACAUCCAGAGGAAUGUGAUUGUCAUAGCCAAGUCAGCGACCCCCCAUCGGAUCAAGGAAAAUCUGCAGUUGUUUGACUUUGAGUUGAGCGAAAACGACAUGAAGACCAUGAUGAGCUUCCCUGAGAAAAGAGCAUUUGUGAUGAAAUGGGCCACAACACACAAAGAUUUUCCACUGAAUGCAGAGUAUUAGCUCAUGAGACAACGUGCUGCAACGCUGUUGACAUAAAUAACUACAUUCGUGCAUAAACAAUUGGAAGGGAAAAUGUGAUCUUUUAUGCUUACAACUAACCCCUUUGCUAAUGCUGCAUUACAUCACAUUUUUAACAGAAAGUACAUUUCUGUAUUCGAUUUGCUGUGUAAACUUAUUCUCUUUAGCGUGAAUAAUAUCCUGUUGGUAACAACCAAAACUAACAACAAAACUAUUUGAGUCGAAACACCAUCAACACCUUUCUCAAAGUUAGCGUUUGUCCUCAUACCUUCAUGCAGAGAUUUAGCCUUCUUCUUCUUCCAGCCCGGUAAUGCAAAGUCAUUGCACUGUUUGGUCUUUUUACCACAGGGAUUUAUUUUGAUUCUUGAAAAAAAACAAGAAACAGCUUCCCCCGGAGAAGUGGAAGUGACCAUUUCGUAAUAGCGUCAAUACACGUGAUGUUCAAGUGCCAUCUAUGACAUGCAAGUAAAUAUGGGAAAUGCUUCGUAAAAAGCAGAACAUACUUUGACUUGUCUUAGGUUGUAAACAGGGGUUUUAAUUUGCAUUGAGUUUAUAUGUAAAUGUAUAAGUGCUUACAUGAAGGAGAAACAGGUUGAGUUAAAUGAGGAGUGCUGAAGUAUGAUCACGGUUGUGCGAUGAAAAAUGUGCGUCACCUGAAUACAGAUUUGAUCUUUUAUGAGAAUAAAAUUGAAACAUGUGCUUAUUGCAAAACUACAAAUGACUGAUGUCGGCGCUAAUUCUCAGACCUGUUACACACUUUAACGCGAGUUAGUGAACGUGAAACAUUUAGCUUCGGGAGGUACUUUAAGUAACACAGUGACCACAAUGUAAUUCACUAUGGCAAGGCAACACGGAAAAAAUA
Messenger RNA from Gasterosteus aculeatus aculeatus (three-spined stickleback), 2342 nucleotides. The record is from RefSeq and is a predicted model, not a curated record. Lineage: Eukaryota; Metazoa; Chordata; Actinopteri; Perciformes; Gasterosteidae.